Messenger RNA from Sparassis crispa, 525 nucleotides. RefSeq lists its product as hypothetical. Lineage: Eukaryota; Fungi; Basidiomycota; Agaricomycetes; Polyporales; Sparassidaceae. The record is from RefSeq and is a predicted model, not a curated record. The coding region runs from base 1 to 525 and encodes 174 amino acids. The transcript is spliced from 4 exons.
AUGCUCAUGAUUAGGCAAUGGCGCCAUGUCAAAAUGGCAAAACACGCCGGCCGGGGGCAUGACAGUGGCGGUAUCAGCGAGUCUCGUGCUGGAGUGUUGGCUGUGCUGUGCCACGCCUGCCCGCAUCCUGGGAUAAAUCUUCCUCGAGGGUGGGAUGACACCGACGGCUCUGAUAGAUGGCUGUACACUCUGUUCAUCUCUCACAAUGCCAACUUUCGACUUUUGAACCGUGUGCAUGCUCACGAUCAGCGCGACCUCUGGCUGGCACCUGGCUUGGCUUAUUUUGUACACAAUGAGCCGUAUGCAGACUACAUCAAAAAAUUCGUCGACCAGGAGGAGAUUCGCACCUGCAUUGGAUUUGCCGCCCUCAUGAACUCUUUGAACUGGAAGGCCAAAGGUUUGCAGUCCAUGGGCGUUGGGGGCAAGGGAGAAAGGUAUUGUAACAUGGAUUACAUUUUUCUUUCGAGCGUCAAGUCCAUGGACACGAAGAGGCUUGUCAUCUUCUACGACAUAGCCUGCCAAUAG